AUGCUGAAAGGAGUGACAAGACUUGUCUCCAGGGUCCAUAAGUUGGACCCUGGACACUUUUUGCGCCUGGGGACCCAGGCACCCCAAAGCCUUGCUGCUCAGCUGGAUAACCAGGUUUCAUUUGAGAGUCCUAGAGCCAUUUCUUGCACCAGUGAGAAUGACCCGGCCAAGCAUGAGGAGAAGCAUGAGGGUCUGCACUACAACUUACCCCUCCAGGAUGUGAAGACUAUUUUCCCCCACGGCCUGCCUUCUCGAUAUGCAAUGCAGAUGAAGACAUUCAAUGAAGCUUGCCUGAUGGUAAGGAAACCAGCCCUAGAGCUUCUGCAUUACCUGAAAAACACCAAUUUUGCUCACCCAGCUAUACGAUAUGUGCUCUAUGGGGAGAAGGGAACAGGAAAAACACUCAGUCUUUGCCAUAUUAUUCAUUUCUGUGCAAAACAGGACUGGCUGAUACUGCAUAUCCCAGAUGCUCAUCUUUGGGUGAAGAACUGCCGGGAUCUUCUGCAGUCCACCUACAACAAGCAGCGCUUCGAUCAACCUUUAGAGGCUUCAGUCUGGCUGAAGAAUUUCAAAACUACAAAUGAGCGUUUCUUGAGUCAGAUAAAAAUUCAAGAGAAAUGUGUCUGGAAUAAGCGAGAAAGCAUUGAGAAAGGCAGUUCUCUGGGAGAAGUAGUUGAACAGGGUAUAACACGGGUGAGGAACGCCACCGAUGCUGUUGGGAUUGUGCUUAAAGAGCUAAAGAGGCAAAGUUCUUUGGGUAUUUUUCGCCUCCUGGUGGCAGUGGAUGGAGUGAAUGCUCUCUGGGGAAGGACCACGCUGAAAAGAGAAGAUAAAAGCCCAAUCGCCCCCGAGGAACUCGCACUUAUUCACAACAUGAGGAAGAUGGUGAGAAACGACUGGAAUGGAGGUGCCAUCGUGUUGGCUUUGAGCCAGACUGGGUCUCUUUUCAAGCCCCGGAACGCCCACCUGCCCCAGGAGCUGCUGGGAAAGGAGGGAUUUGAUGCCUUGGAUCCAUUUAUUCCCAUCCAGGUGGUCAACUACAGCCCAAAAGAAUUUGAAAGCUGUAUUCAGUAUUAUAUGGAAAACAGUUGGCUUCAACAUGAGAAAGCUCAUACAGAAGAAGGUAAAAAGGAGCUGCUGUUCCUAAGUAAUGCGAAUCCUGAGCAGCUGGAGCGGCUCUGUGCCUACCUCUAG
This is a messenger RNA of Pipistrellus nathusii (Nathusius's pipistrelle), 1194 nucleotides long. Lineage: Eukaryota; Metazoa; Chordata; Mammalia; Chiroptera; Vespertilionidae. The record is from the annotation of a GenBank genome assembly.